AUGUUAGAAACUGUGUAUCAAGUUCCCAUGGAAUGCUCCUCAUGUGUCGAGUCGGUGAAGAAUUCUUUGAAGAUGAUUCCAGAACUGGAAAAGCUGGACAUCAAUUUGCGAGAUAAUAAAGUCGUUGUCGGUGGUAGAGUUGCCCCAUCUCAAGUGGUCUCCCAGUUACAAAAGAUCGGUAAAGAUGCGGUCAUCCGUGGAACUGGGUCUCCCAACUCAGCUGCUGUAUGCAUUUUGGAAUCAUUCAAACCGGAGCAUCGUGCCAACCCUGUGAAGGGAUUGUUGAGAAUGGUAGCUGUCUCCCCCAGCGAAAUGCUCAUUGACUUCACCGUGGACGGCGUGUCCAAAGCUGGUACGUAUUGGCCCAGUAUAAGAACAUCAGGUAAUCUUACAGAGGGUGCCAAAUCAACAGGAUCGAUAUUUUUCCAAUUGCAGCAAAUCAAUAUCACAGAGAAAGCCGCAGAAGGUUUCAAAGGCCAAUAUUUCAUUUCGGUCCCAUUGAAGAUUACAGACUUAAUCGGUAGGUCUGUAGUUGUUGGUGAUGGUAAAGGGUACGACGAUGUCUCUGAUAGCUCCCUGGUAGGAGUCAUUGCUAGAUCAGCUGGUGUUUGGGAGAAUGACAAACAGGUUUGCAGUUGUACAGGAAAGACCGUUUGGCAAGAACGGAGAGAUGUCAAAGACCAUGGAUUAACAGUAUGA
This is a messenger RNA of Komagataella phaffii GS115, 699 nucleotides long. RefSeq names its product Copper chaperone for superoxide dismutase Sod1p, involved in oxidative stress protection. The transcript has a single exon. NCBI's taxonomy places the organism in Eukaryota, Fungi, Ascomycota, Pichiomycetes, Pichiales, Pichiaceae. Gene Ontology annotation, biological process: superoxide metabolic process. Gene Ontology annotation, molecular function: metal ion binding. The record is from RefSeq and is a predicted model, not a curated record. Bases 1 to 699 code for a protein of 232 amino acids.